AUGGAGACAUACACAUUAUUGAAAGAUUUAACUCUGGGAAGGGGAACAGGCUUCAUCAAAGUUCGGAUUUCAAGGGAAUGGGAAGGGAGAAAACCAGGAGCAACACAUGCCACAACCAAAACCUAUAUCAUUAUUGAUGAAGAGGGGACCCAAGUCCAGGCUGGACCCCUGCAAUUUGGUUUAAUAGCAGAGUUCUCUAAAAGGCUCCUACUUGGAAGUGUAUACUUGAUUUCAAACUACGAUGUAGCUGCUGCACCCGACACGUACAGACCUGUGCCGGGAGAGUACACUGUCAAUUUUCAUAGAAAGACCUCUGUCAAGAAAAUUGGUGAUGUGCCCGCUAUCCCUAUGUUCCAAUUUAAUUUGAAGACUUUCGAAGAAACCAAGGCAAGACUUGGAGAUGUUGUGACUCUUAUAGAUGUCGUGGGAAAGUUGAAAGAUUAUACUCAUAUACAAACUGCCAAAAGCGGAAAAAAGUCAUUAGAUAUUGUCCUUGCAGACAAAAGAGAUGAGAUAAAGGUCACAUUGUGGGAGAAUCAGGCAUUUGAAUUCCUAAAGCUUGAAAAUGAGUACACCCGGGCAAAUGUCAUUGUAAUCAUAACUGGUACUUCCACAAGACUUGUGAAAGGGGAAUUUGUGCUGUGGUCAAGUAGUUCAACACAAUACUUUUUCAAUAUCGACCACUCGGCCGUCACAACACUGCGUGAGAGUACUAAGUUGGAAAAUAGUAUAAUCCCAACACUUGUGCCAUCUAUGAAGAGCCAGGAGCAACAAAAUAUGGCUAAUAUUGAAACUGUGACAAUAGCACAACUAUUUGAGGCACAACUCCCGGAUGGAAAAAAUUUUAUUGAAUUUUACUCCGAAGCAACUGUGAUUGGUUUAUUUCCGAACGAAGGCUGGUAUUAUAUUGGCUGCAACAAGUGUGGGAAAAAAAUGAAUGACUUCGGGCAAUGCAUCAAAUGUUCUCAUAAAACAAAACCAAUACCAAUAUAUAAAGUAACGCUGGCAGUCAAGGAUUCAACUGCCGAUACGUCCUUUGUCAUAUUUGAUAGACAUGUAAUGAAACUAAUAAAGGUCUCAGCACAGCAUCUACUCAACAGUGACCAGAACGCAACACCAGAAAUGAUGCCACCAAUUUUAAAUAAUAUGGUCGGCAGGACUUGCAUAUUUAGGCUCAAACUGAAUCAAUACAAUACAGUUCAGCAUAAAGAAGGCUUCACGGUGAUGGAGGUAGAUGACGUGAAAAGCAACAAACCAACUUCCAAUUCUAAAAUUGAUUCCGGUGAAGAUAGCUCGGAACAUGACUUGGACCACGAAAGCACGGAACCGUCUGAACAUCAUCUGCAGAAAAAGAGAAAAAAACCAAAUGAUGACAAAUAUUCAGACCAAGUACAACCUCCUCCAGAAAAUACAUCAAAGGGCUCUUUAGAAGUAGAACAAGGUCAUGAUGCUCAGAGACAUGCAAAAAAUGGAGGUCAGGUUCCACCACCAAAUUCAGGUACAAAGGGAAGCCCUGGAAACAAAAGUCUUAAGCGUACAAAUACCUAA
Daucus carota subsp. sativus is the source of this 1548-nucleotide messenger RNA. RefSeq lists its product as uncharacterized. The transcript has 7 exons. Lineage: Eukaryota; Viridiplantae; Streptophyta; Magnoliopsida; Apiales; Apiaceae. Bases 1 to 1548 code for a protein of 515 amino acids. The record is from RefSeq and is a predicted model, not a curated record.